GAUUGCACUGUUAAUCUCCUUUUUAUGAGCCAAGCAAUGCUAACUCUUUUCUUAAUCUACUUGAUCUGCAGGAUGUAACAUUACCGCCCAGCUUGUUUCUCCAAAGUGUUAGCAAUGCCAGCUUUCUGCAUUAUAAGGCACGCGCUCCCUGCCUCCCAAGCUUCACUCAGCAAGUCUUCCAACAUGACAGGCUGUUGGAAAGCCGGGCACUUGAAAGCAGGAAGAAUAAUGCAUUUGCUGUUACAGGGUGUUAUGACUGUUUUCACCGAAUUGUGUUCUUAUGCGGAAAAGGUGGUGAAACUUUUCAUUCCCAAGAAGACAAAAUCUCUUAGUGGAGAGAUUGUUCUGAUUACUGGAGCUGCCCAUGGACUUGGAAGGGGAACAGCGUAUGCGUUUUCCAAGCACGGAUGCAAAUUGGUUCUUUGGGAUAUCAAUAAGCGUGGUGUUGAAGAAACAGCAGAUCAAUGCCGAAAGCUGGGUGCUGUUGUUCAUACAUAUGUGGUGAAUUGCCAGAAGAGGGAGGAAAUCUACAGAACUGCAGAUGAGGUGAAAAAAGACGUUGGGGACAUCAGUAUCUUGAUUAAUAACGCCGGAGUGAUAACCACGGGACAUCUUCUUUCAGUCACGGAUGAACAGAUCCAGAGCAUGUUUGAUGUUAAUGUUUUUGCUCAGUAUUGGACUGUGAAAGCAUUCUUGCCAGCGAUGAUUGAAAUGAACCACGGCCAUAUUGUCACAAUUGCUUCAAGUGCUGGUUUUCUGAGCGUGCCAUUCAUGGUGACUUAUAGCUCAUCCAAACAUGCUCUUGUUGGAUUUCAUCACUCUCUGACAGAAGAACUAUAUUUUUUGGGAAAGGAUGGAAUCAAGACAACAUGCCUAUGUCCGAGUUUUAUUAACACUGGCUUUGUGAAGGAUUUACUUCCGAAAACUGCUCCCGUUUUAGAAACUGAGUAUACUGUCAAUAAACUGAUGGAAGGAAUACUGACUAAUCAGGAAAUGAUUGUUCUUCCACUAUGUACAAAACUCUUUAUAAUAAUGUUAAGGUUUCUGCCACAACGUGCUUGGAGAUAUUUCAUAGCAACCGAAAGGGAGUGGAUUGGUAACUACAGAGAUAUAUAUGAAAGGAGUAAGUAGAUUAGCUGAUGGUUAGCAGCUGUGUUCGUGGAAGGGAGUUAGCUGCUGACCAUGAGAAUCAGAUCUGAGAAAGGCAAACUAUACCUGUUUGGAGACAUUUGGAAGAUCCUGACUUCUGGAACACAGAGCCUUUGAGCUAGACGGAUUUAAAAGCCCCUGGAAUCCAAACCCAAGUUUCAUGGUUGAUGUUUCAUUCACAUAACAUAUUCUUAUGCUUUGCUUAGAGUUGAUAUGCUAUGACUGUUUAAAUACUAAAUACUCUCACACCAGUAAUCAUACUGGUCAUACAUAAAUAUUCAUUUACUUGAUUAAUUGCAUUUAAAAAUAUUUGCGUAUUA
This is a messenger RNA of Gekko japonicus, 1469 nucleotides long. RefSeq names its product 17-beta-hydroxysteroid dehydrogenase 13-like. The transcript has 7 exons. Gene Ontology annotation, cellular component: lipid droplet. The coding region runs from base 115 to 1131 and encodes 338 amino acids. Gene Ontology annotation, molecular function: oxidoreductase activity, acting on the CH-OH group of donors, NAD or NADP as acceptor. NCBI's taxonomy places the organism in Eukaryota, Metazoa, Chordata, Lepidosauria, Squamata, Gekkonidae. The record is from RefSeq and is a predicted model, not a curated record.